AUGAAGAAGAUCGGAGAUUUUCAAUCGGAAUCAUCUGAUGCUUGUUUGCUUCCAUCGCUUCCUGAAGAUGUAUUUGCUCUCAUCUCUCGUUCUCUUUCUCCAAACGACAUUUGCAAUCUAACCUUGUCCUGCAAAAGCCUCUUUGACCUUGUGGAAACAGAGAAGAUCUGGCUUGUGCAGUGUGAAGUAGUAAAGGCUCUUCCUUUAUCCGAAUUAGUCCAAUGGAGAAUCGGAAUCUCUUCUUACAAGUCGCUCUGUAAGUUCCUUGUUGAGGUAGUGAAGCCUCUCGUUGGCGUUUGGGCUCACCAAAACCCUGAGCUUGGGAACGUUGUUUACGUCAUGCCUGGCUUCUUGUCCGUUGUCGGUUGCCGGAUAAUCCCACAAGAGGUUGGUCCAUUGGGGAUUGAGAAAGGUCGGAUUUUGUGGUCGCCGGUGUUCGAGAUCAUCUGCGGCUUUGAUGGCUCCAACAAGUUCUUCCUCCAUGGGAUUGACAGAGAAGAUAGCUGCUUGUACCCUGGCUUCGUUAACGGCAUUGACAAGUGUUGCAACGUGCUUCAGCUCGAGGUUGCCCCGAGGAGGCGAGAGGAGAAGAAGCCUGAAUCUUCCGUUCGGUUUCCGUUCUGCAAGCUUCCGUUUUGCGAUAGAAGGAAGCUGCUUUACAUGGUCACAGGCCGUGUUGGUUUGCCUGAGCCUGAGGUAUCGAAUGUGAGGUUGUUUCCGAGGUCGAGAGACGAUAAAGAGACGAUCUUGGAACGAAGAACAAUGCUGCUGAAGAUGCACAAGUUUGGUGGGAACUGGAAGCAUAUGAAUCUUGAGGAUGAGCUUUGUUACAAUCCAAUUCAGGUUGAGAUAAAUGAGCUGUGGAGUAAUCUUGGCCAUGGAGAGUUACAGAGCAGAGAAAGGAAGAGUCUUGGCCAGGUUUUCAGAAGUGGCAUCAAGCAUAUGUUAAGGAGGUCUAGUUCGAAGAAUGGGUCUACGAGCAGUGAGAUUAGACGUUCGAAUCUGAAGAGGUUUCUUAGCUCUGGUGAUGUGGUUGGUCUUAGUGUGAAAGCUACAAAGAUUAAGCUGUCUUCUUACAGAGGUUGGCCAAACAUGGACGAGACGCAUUUCACACUUUAUAAGCUACCGGUUAAGAAACCAGUGGAGAGGCAAGAGUAUGCUGGUUUGUGGGGAGGAUCUAUUGGCUGGCCUCCAGGGAAAUUUAGUGAAGAUAAACCAGGUAAAGCUAUGUUCUUGCUGAUGCUUGGUUAUGAAGAAUCUGAAGAUGAUGUUGGUGAGAGAGUUCUUAUAGGGACGAAAAUACUUGAAGGGACUCAUUAUGUGAUGCAUCCUAAUGGAUCUGCAAUGUUUGCUGUGAAGAUUGAUUCGCCUUCCUUUGAGGCUUUUCCUCUUGAUGCAAAUGGAGAAGAUUUUGAGUGUUGUUACACAGGAGAAGGUAUUGCAAAAGGUUAUGGUUUCCGGUAUCCUGGUUCUAAACCCGGUUCGUUGUUUGUGACAUCUAAAGGUCUUCUCAUGUUUGUUUGGAGAGAAACUAGAGUUGUGUUGACGUUGCAGAGACUUGAUCUUGGAGAGUUAUUGAAGAGAGGCGUUUGUGUAUCUCCUCUGCCUCCAUGUUUGAAUUUUACUUAUUUGACAAAGUCUCACACCAAUGUGUUUGCUUCGGGGAGAAGAACAACAUCGUAG
Microthlaspi erraticum is the source of this 1683-nucleotide messenger RNA. NCBI's taxonomy places the organism in Eukaryota, Viridiplantae, Streptophyta, Magnoliopsida, Brassicales, Brassicaceae. The record is from the annotation of a GenBank genome assembly.